Enterobius vermicularis (human pinworm) is the source of this 537-nucleotide messenger RNA. Lineage: Eukaryota; Metazoa; Nematoda; Chromadorea; Rhabditida; Oxyuridae. The record is from the annotation of a GenBank genome assembly.
AUGGCCAAAUGGGACCUUAACAGUGCUAGCUGCAAGAAGCGUCCUUAUUUUCACUUCUUCAUUUCCUGUGAUAUGAAAUUCGCAACAGACUGUCCGAAACCGGUGAAACCAGGAUUUGAGUUCAACGCAACAUUUACCAAACUAAUAAUGUAUCGUAUAGCAGUCGCUGCUUACGUAAAUAACCCAACAAAAUGUCUUAGCCGUUUUGCUGACGAUGUCGUUGUCAGCUCCUUCUAUGCACGAGUUUUUCAAAUUUUAUGGGAAAAAGGCAUUGAAGAUGACAUUUUGCGUCUAGCACGACAGCAUCCAGAGUACGAAUUAUGGAUUGCUGGGAUAUCAAUGGGUGGCUCUUUGGCCACAUUGGCGUCUCGAGCAGUUGUAUUUGGAAAAAUUCAUGACCCUAAUAAGAUAAGACUAGUCACAUUCGGAGAACCACGGGUAUUUGAUCGCGAGUUCGCAAAAAUUCACAACUACAUGAUAAAUAGGUCUCCCCAAAUGGUGAAGAAAACUGAGAUAAAAUUACUAACUGAAACAUAA